This is a messenger RNA of Delphinapterus leucas (beluga whale), 2847 nucleotides long. The record is from RefSeq and is a predicted model, not a curated record. NCBI's taxonomy places the organism in Eukaryota, Metazoa, Chordata, Mammalia, Artiodactyla, Monodontidae.
CCACCCAACAGUCCACGAGCAACUGAAUCCUGGUCACAGACACAUGAAUGAGCUUCAGAGCCAACACACUGAUUGCAGCCUAUGGGAGAUUUUGAAGGAGAGGUACCUGGACUGGUAUCCUUAUAAGAAGAAGAAGAAGAGAUACCAGAGCACCUCCUGCACCCCACCCCGUGUGUGCUCAGAAUGAAGGCCUUGUGAGAACACAGCAGGAAGACUACUGCCUGCACAACAGGAAGAGAGGCCUCACCAGAAACAACAUGCUGAUCUUGGACUUUCGGCCUCCAGAACUGUGUGGACGAAAAUAAUUUGCUGAGAUGUCAGCUGGGAAUUCUCCCAGGGAAAGCUUGGAAAUGAAGAGCUUCCACACAAGAUUCAGUGCCUGGACACCUUUUAGCAACAAGUCAUUAAAUUGACAGGAAAAUGUCAUUUUCUCUCCCUUAUUGCUCUUUCAGGAAAGAGUUGCUCUUAUAAGUCAUUGAUUUGACCUCUGGACUAACAAGCAACAUCAAGAAUUCUUAUUCACGAUUUUUUUAUGAUGCACUAAAUUACAAUUAAGGGUUGUCCAAGACUGGUUUUCAGAAAGGAUGCAAGUGGCCAAAGUGGAUUUUCUACCACGCUUCAUUUCUCUAUGUAUCUUUUCCUUUCCAAAAGAUUUGUGUGCAGCUGCACAAGUCAGCUGGCCCUGGAAAUUUUUAACUGAACAGGAUUGCUUAUGGAUGCCCAAAUGCAUGAAGUUUGGAUGGUUUCUGCCCUAUACGCCAACAGAUAAUGAGUAUGGUGCUUGGAAGCACCAUUACAGCUGUGUGUCCAACCUAGAUUGGCUAACCCCUAGGGAAGCCGCAGCUCUUUAUGGGACCCUGAAUGAACCCAAAACAGAAGAUGAGCAACUACAGGAGAGGCAAAGAGAAAAGUGCCUAAGGAAAAUAAUUUGGGAGAAAAUUGCACUACAAAAGAAAGAUUUGUUCAAAGUUCGACCCCCUUGGGUGAAUGGAACAUGCUGCUCUAGAUUGUUCGAAUCCAAAUGCCAACCACGUCUCUCCCAAACUGUAGUGGGAUUACAGGAAACUUUGGAGAAACAGCUUGUUUUUGCAUCUUUAGAAGCUUUGCCCAAGCGAAGCAAUGUUUCUGGAUGCCAUUCCUACCCUUUAUUAUCAAAGAAAAAUUGGCAUGGAGUUUAUAAAAAUGACAGCAGCUCUUCACAUGCUCUCCAGCCACACUUCAUAGUAAUAUCAUCUCGGAUUCCUAGGACGUAUGGCAAUCUUUUGGUCACCAUGUGUACGAAAAUGAUUCAUCUUCUAAAAGGAAAGCGGUCUGAUCUAGGCUAUAAAAUUGGUAUUAAAAAUUUACUGAGGCCUGAAGUGAGAGACUUCUGGGAGAAAUUAGGAAGCUAUGUGGCCCCUGGAGAAGAAGGGGGUCAUGUGGACCUCUUUGUACAACUCGGAGCAUCAGAGGCAGGAACAGAAGUUCUUUCUCAGCUGUCUCAACUGACUGGCACGUUAUUGACCACCCCCACUGGGAUUGCCACCGGCUCGUACCAACACAUUCUUAGUGACUGGCUGGGACGGCAGUGGGAAAGGGCGCCCCCUUCCACCUACUUCAGCGAAUCAAAGCUGCAGACAUGGUCCAGCCUCACCGACUUCCUGGAAGACACCUUGAAAUCAGUAAGGCAACAGCUAAGUCCUCUCUUCAAGGAGUUGCAGAGGAACGUAAGUGGCAGGAUGACAGGGCAAUUUGUAUCUGACACCAUGAGUAUGGCUAACAUUCUGAAUAACCAAGAAAUUAUACAAGCUCUGGCAGAGGGAUUGAUUGAACUUUCAAAAGAAAAUUCUGAAAGAAAUGUUAUAGAAGAGAAUCCUCAGGACACAAAAUCAAGUCUCAGCAAAAACGGUCCAAAUUUUGAGUUGCUGCUUGAGUUGGUUGUCACUAGCCAAUAUUUCAUGGCCACGCUUUCCUCAUAUUGCAGGUGGUUUCUAGAUGACUUGAGAGACAGACUACAGGAAUGGGGCCCAGCUCACUGCGUGGGAGAAAUAUUCAUAAAGUUUGGAAGCCAGUUGAACAUAUACGCCAAUUUCUUCAACAAUUACCCUGUUAUUCUGAAAACUAUGGAGAAGUGCAGAGAAAUGAUACCAGCACUCCGAGCUUUCCUGAAGAGGCAUGAUAAGACCAUUGUUACAAAGAUGCUGAGCCUUCCAGAGCUGCUUUUGCACCCAUCCCAAAGGUCUGAAGAAUAUAUUCAUCUUCUCUACGCUCUGAGGCUUCACACUUCUGCAGAACAUGUUGACCACGACUUGACCACUGCAAUUGAAGUAAUCAAGAAAUACAAAGGUUGCAUAGAUCAGUUGAAGCAGAACAUCAAUAUGAAAGAUCAGCUGUCAGACAUAGAGAGAAUCAUCUGUGGGUGCCCGACUCUAUCAGAAGUAAACAGAUAUCUGAUUAGGGUCCAAGAUGUAGCCCAACUUCACUGCUGUGAUGAGGAACUAAGUUUCUCUUUAAGGCUCUAUGAACAUACCUGUGAUCUCAGUCUUUUCCUCUUCAACGAUGCACUGCUUGUUUCUAGUGGGGGCACAUCUCGUACUCCGUUUGAAAGGACUUCAAAAUCAACCUACCAGUUCAUUGCAUCAGUGGCCCUUCACAGACUACUCAUCGAAGAUAUUCCAGAUUCCAAAUGUAUGAAGAAUGCAUUUAUUCUUCAAGGUCCAAAGCAUGAAUGGAUUUGUGCUACAGAAGUUGAGGAUGAUAAAUUCCUGCGGUUGUCAGUACUCCAAAAUGCCAUCGAAAGUAGUAUGGAAAAGUGAGACUGGACUUAAAACACUGGGAGUUCCAACCUGCCCUGGCAAAGACAGACAG